AUGGUACGAGAUGUAAAUCGUUUUAACGCUCAUGAAUACAAAGUUAUAGACGACGAAAUAACCUACAAAGAGCACGAUGGUUAUACAUCUACUACUUCAUAUGGAUACGAAAUUUUAUUUGCCUAUUAUAACGAAAAAGAAAAUGGGAAAAUCACUGAAGGAAAUUUAGAAAAAUAUGUUUGUAUUAAUGUGGGAUGUGGCAACUUCUCAUAUGCAGAAAUUCCUCACAAGUUCAAUUAUAUCAUGGGAGUUACAGGAACUUUAGAAACUUUGGAACCUUAUGAAAAAAAUAUAAUAGAAAAUGAAUAUAAUAUCAAAAUAAACACUGCAUUUUCACGUCAAUAA
Molecule: messenger RNA, 345 nt
Organism: Blepharisma stoltei
Lineage: Eukaryota; Ciliophora; Heterotrichea; Heterotrichida; Blepharismidae
Source: the annotation of a GenBank genome assembly